Branchiostoma belcheri (Belcher's lancelet) is the source of this 1086-nucleotide messenger RNA. RefSeq lists its product as uncharacterized. Gene Ontology annotation, biological process: signal transduction. Gene Ontology annotation, molecular function: protein kinase binding. Lineage: Eukaryota; Metazoa; Chordata; Leptocardii; Amphioxiformes; Branchiostomatidae. Gene Ontology annotation, cellular component: cytoplasm; nucleotide-activated protein kinase complex; nucleus. The record is from RefSeq and is a predicted model, not a curated record. The transcript has 7 exons. Bases 82 to 1086 code for a protein of 334 amino acids.
GUAACUUUUGAUAACGACGGACGUCUUUCCGUUUACGGAGACAAUUUCCAGAAUUGGAUAUCAAUCGAGAAAUCGUCGAAAAUGUCGAACACUGUGAAUGAAGGCCCCCUUGCGAGGAUGCUGGGAACUUCAACCAAAGAUCAUGGUGACACCAGGUCCCAGACGGCCUUGGUGGAGUCUCGGACCGUGCGAGUUGUGUGGAGGGGUCGCCUUGCUGAGGAGACUUUCCUCUUCGGAAGCUGGGAUGCUUGGGCAAAAGGCAGGAGGGUCACCAAGAGUGACAGUAUUGAAGAGUAUGUGGUGGUCCUGGAGCUUAAUCCAGGGAGAUACGAGUCAAAGUAUCGGUCGUGCAGCGGCGUUUGGUUCCACGACCCCACCUUGCCAACGACCGUGAAUGUGUUCGGCACUCUGAACAACAUACUGAUCGUAUCUGGAUCACCGAACAUUGGGACUGGGGAGCAAGGUGAAAAAAUGAUCCCUGCUUUGCUGCCAACUGCAAAGCAGGAGGACCUAGGCCCUGCGGCAGUGCCCACUGCAAAGAUGGAAGACCUGGGCCCUGUGGCAGUGCCCACUGCAAAGAUGGAAGACCUGGGCCCUGUGGCAGUGCCCACUGCAAAGCAGGAGGACCUAGGCCCUGCGGCAGUACCCACUGCAAAGAUGGAAGACCUCGGCCCAGUGGCAGUGCCCACUGCAAAGAUGGAAGACCUAGGCCCUGUGGCAGUGCCCACUGCAAAGCAGGAAGACCUGGGCCCUGCGGCACCAACGACCUUGAAUGUGUUCGGCACUCUGAACAAUGUACUGAUCGUAUCUGGAUCACCGAACAUUGGGACUGGGGAGCAAGAGGACAAGUCUGGAGAAAAGAGCUACGGAUGCUUCCGGGGGCUCUGGAGACGCCUGUUCCGGCGCAGGAAGUCCACAAAGGCUGCCACCCAUGAUGCCAAGGACAAGGCAUCCAGGCAGACCCCUGCAGCGGAAGGCAAGAAGACCCCUGCAGCGGAAGGCAAGAAGACCCCUGCAGCGGAAGGCAAGAGGCGAAGAUUCUGGAGGAGACGUGUCACGAAGAAGACCGACACUCCGGCUACGUAG